AUGAAAGUUACACAUCAAAAAAAUGUAUACUACUUGGAUUUGAAUAAAAACCUGUACCGAGGAUAUGUUGAAACCUCUCUUUCCAGGGAAAGCCAUGAAAAGUACAUUACAUACAAGUCUUCCCAUCUGGAAAUUGAAGAGGUGAUCUUACUGGAGACUUCUGAGCCAAUGGAAAUUGAACACUACAACACAAAACACACAAAGGAUAAAGCUAAGAAUGCAAAGCUGGGAGCAAAGAUUAAAAUAAGAAAAAACCCAAAUAUUUAUGGCGCCACGUCUAAGCACUCUGCUGACCUAAGCAUCCUUAAUCCAAAUGCUAAUUUGUCUACUAGAAAUAAUGAUUUUUCAUGCAUCACCACUUUAUACAACAAUGACACGAGUAAUAACAGCACAGUGAUGGAUACCAGUGACAUGGUGGCGGUUAACAACGAUGCCGGCGAAUUGGCUUUUUUUGAUGCCAAAGCAUUCAUACAUGAUGCAUUUAGAAUUAAAAUACCUGAGAACUGUCUAGAUUCCAAUAUAAAAGUAAGGAUCGUAUUCAAGCCAUCUCCCGAUAAUCCGGCUAUUCUCUGGUAUAGGCCAGUCUCAAAUAAAGAUAAACACAAAGAGGUAGUUGCAUGCAAUUUUUACAAUAACUCUUCCAGUGCUGCACCAUACAUAGACACCAUCACCAAUGUUGAUCUGUACUAUGUUAUUCCUAACAUUGAGGAGGUUAAGGUAGUUAGUUCUGGAUCCUUUAAAUCAAUAAAGGAGGAGGACAAAAUGAUUAUUUACCUUUACAGCGCCUUUUCCCACCCAAAAUACUUUAUGUUUGCUGUCGGAACCUACAACCAAAGUGAUAUAUUCAAUGAUAACGAUCAGAGAAAGAUGCUUAUACCCUAUAUUAUGACAGCAGAGGGCAUAUCAACAGAUCACUCUGAAGUUCAGAACGACCUUCAAGCUCUUAUUAAGUAUAUAGAGGGAUUCACCAAGACCCAGGAGCUUUCUACCUGCAAUAUUGUGUUUAGCCUCAUCGAUGUUGAAAAUCUUGUUGCCAAGAAUAUGGUUGUUCUUAAAUACACCUAUCUUCCCUCUCAAAGAGACAUUGAAAUGGCAUAUUUUCUGAAGAAGAUUCUGUCAGAGUCUCUUUGCCAGCAGGUAUACCACUUUCUUAACUGGAGCGCUUAUGAUUCUUGGAUUUAUUUUGGAUUUUCAGGAUACCUUAGCGACUAUUGUAUUCGCUAUCUUCUUGGAAACAAUGAAUUUCUUUAUAACUAUUUUGAAGAUAAGCAGUUUGUGGUCAACGAAGAUGUUCAUGAGUAUCCUCUUUUCUACACUUUUAGAAAAGAAAGUGAGGUGCAUUCCGAAUUUUUUAGAAAGAAAGCUAGACUUGUGUUUCACUCGAUGGAAGCCAAUCUUAGCUUUGCAUUCCUUCAGAAGAUAUCAGAUGAGCUAAUAGAGCUGCGAAGCGUAGCAAAGGACAGUGGCAGUGCAUCUAGCAAUUCAAGCAAUGCUAACAGUAACAUUGAUGUGCCAACAUCCAAUAAUAGUAUUAACAAUGGUGCCAAUGACAGCAGCAAUACUCACAGCAUAUGGGCCAUUAGCAAUGCUGAAAUAUCCUCUCAUACUACCUUUCAAGACCUCAAAAGAUGUUUCACACCCCGGUUUAUUAAAAUAGUCAAAGAUGCCACAGGCAAAGAUCUCAGAUCCUUCUUUGAUUUCUAUGUAUUCAGGCCUGGGCUCAUGCGGGUUAAGCUUCAGUUCCAAAUAAAUAAAAAGAAGAACAGCGUUAAGGUUAAUGCAUCCUACACAUCCACAUCCCUCUUGCCUGGUGCAAACAAGAGACUGCUUGGCAAUGUAGAUAUCAAAUCUGUAGAAUUGGAGGGUGGCUUUGACCAUUCCAUUGCUUUUGGAAACGAGAAUGUAUUCUACUACCAUACGAGAACAAAAAAGAAGAAAAAAGAUGAUGAAGAGGAAACAAUGCCUUUACUUUACAUACGUGUAGAUCCUAAGAGAUUGAAUAUAUUUGAGUAUACAGUAGAACAGCCCGACUACAUGCACAUUGAGCAGCUACAAGACAAAAGUGUUAUAGGACAGCUAGAGGCCAUUUACAAUCUGGGGACAAAGCCAUCACUCUCCUCCUGCGAGGCUCUUGAGAGGCUUCUCGAUAAUUUCCACAUAUUCUAUAAGAUCAGAGCAAAGAUAGCCUAUAUCCUCAGAUCAAUCAAAAUUGAGGACUAUGAUGGUCUUCAAAGAAUCAUUCAGUAUUUUAUAAGAACCUACUGUGUUCCUAAUUCUACUAUUUUGAAGAGUAACGAGUUUGGGCUUAUUUCCUACUUCAUUCAAAAGCAUCUUGUUGAUAGUAUUUCUCAAAUCAACUUUAAAGAAGAGUGUGUGAUUUCAAACUCUAAAAUAGUCUUGGCCUUCUUGGAAAACAUUCUAAAAUUCAACGACAAUUCUCUGAGCCAAUUCGAGGAUUCAUGGUAUGUUGCUAAUGCCAUUAACUUAUUUUGUAUCCACACAUGCUUUCUAAUGUGCUAUAACUCGCCCGCUUCAGAGUCUGAACGAGUGAUAAACAGCAUUGCAUUUAGCAGUGGAAACGAUGUGGAUUUUGGUGAUGUUGUGGGUCAUAUUGACAGCACGUUUCAUAAAAAUAUUAACUACACUGCUAAUUAUGCAUAUGACACUAUUAGAACCAAUUUUAAUGAAGCUGAAGUUGCCAACAUGAAUACUAGUAUCAAUAAGAGUGAUAAGAAUAAUGCAAACUGCGAACAGCUGUUAAGCAGAUGCAUCAGUGAGCUAGAAAGAUUCAGAAUUUCCGACAUGGUGUUCCCUUCCAACAAUAACAUUAUCACUAAAAUUUGUAUUCUUUCUUACAUUAGAUUGGCUUUUUAUAACAAAGUAAGCAUCAAACGAUCUACCCUGGAAAAUCUCUGCAGGUACCCAAAUCUGCAUUCUGUCAGGUUUGUUGCUAUUGAAGGGCUCAUUCUUCUCUUCUCUGACGCUCUUCCCUUUGUGCUGUCCUUGGCAUUAGAAGAGACAUCCUUUGUUGCCAAAUCAAUACUUGGAAUUAUCCUUAGAAUAAUGCUUUUAAAUCUAAGAGUGCAUUUACUAGAUACAAAUGAAUAUGAAGUGAAUUUAACAGAAAGGUUGAGAGUAUGCCUUUCUAAAUGUACCGAAACUCUUUACAGCAUAUACAAACAUCAUCCAUUCCAUGUUGGCAUAGCAGAUCUGGUCCAGAAGAUGUUUUCAAUGAUUGAGGGUAAGUUUCUUAUCCUCUCUGACUAUUCAGAAUAUAUUAUUUCUAAAUACGACUAUGCCAGAGAGAAUGACAAUAGACUUUCCAUUCUCAAAAUGCCUUCUGCCACAAAGAGGAUUAGAAUCAGCAAUUUCCAGGAACUGAGGAUUGCUGCUUUUGAGGAAUCCUAUACGUUGAGACUCCCCAGAAUAAAGAACUUUAGAAGCAAAACCAUUAAGGAUUCUGUCCCACUGUUCAAAUGCUUAAAGAUAAGGCUGACUCCUCCACGAUAUUUAGUCAAGCACACAAACGAAUACAUUAUACGAUUCAAAAUAAAGAAAACUAAAAUUAGGGUAAAGAAGAGUGACAUUGCACUAAUGCUUAUAAAUAAGUAUAGAGAAAACAAGGGGUCCGAGAAGAUAGAUGAGUGCAUUUCGAAAAGUAAGCCUACAGGAUUUUUCCAGUGGGAUCCACUGACGUCAGAUCAGAUUCUAGAAGUUGUGCAUACCCAUAAAAUGCCUGCAGAUGGCCAAGAUGAAAUAGCCACUAAUUUGACUUAUGUUCAGGUGUUCCAGGAAGUAGAAAAGUCUCUGAUUUUUGUCCUUAGCUACAAUCUAGUCGUAAGCAAGAUGUAUCAAACAGCUAAGUCCCUUUACAGCUACAUUGAGUAUGUCUUCUUGAACAAUGCGUUUAUCAAAGAGAAGAUACGUCCUAUGACUGAGGAGAGUAGGAGAAUAUGUGGAGGUUUCCUAGAACGACUAAAAGACAACCCCUCAUAUGCAGCCUUUUGCUACCCUGUUGAUACCACGGAGCUUAAGAACUAUGCCGAUAUUGUACGGCAUCCUGUCAGCUUCCAUGAUAUUGAAGCGAAUCUGUCUGUCUACCAGAGCAUAGAUGCUUUUAUAAUUAGUCUUGAAAGGAUAUGCUCCAAUUGUCUUAAGUACAAUGAUUCGAGGUCUGUGAUAGCUGGGAUGGCACAGCAGCUUCAGAAAGAGAUAGACAGCUUUAAGAAAGAACAGACCUCAAUUUUUGAGUCUCCUUUGAUUAAUUCUGUUGAUGUUAUAAGGAAUAUUAUUGCCUCCUUUAACAUUGAACAUCUAUUUGACUCCACCAUUCAGAAUAUUGCAGAAAUACGGUCCUGGGGAGACCUGGAAAAUGAGUUAAACAGACUAAAGAAGAAAUACUCAAGAACCAGUCAUAAUGGAAAGCUAAUCACUAGCUCAAUAAGAUUAAUAAAAGAACAAUUGAAGAACUGGUUUCUAUAUGAUGGGGUGAGGGUGCUUAUGAUGCCAGAAUGA
Molecule: messenger RNA, 4515 nt
Organism: Vittaforma corneae ATCC 50505
Lineage: Eukaryota; Fungi; Microsporidia; Nosematidae
Exons: 1
Coding region: 1-4515 (1504 amino acids)
Biological process (GO): transcription initiation at RNA polymerase II promoter
Cellular component (GO): transcription factor TFIID complex
Molecular function (GO): protein binding; transcription cis-regulatory region binding; RNA polymerase II general transcription initiation factor activity
Source: RefSeq, a predicted model, not a curated record